Molecule: messenger RNA, 1633 nt
Organism: Phragmites australis (common reed)
Lineage: Eukaryota; Viridiplantae; Streptophyta; Magnoliopsida; Poales; Poaceae
Exons: 7
Coding region: 244-1224 (326 amino acids)
Biological process (GO): transmembrane transport
Source: RefSeq, a predicted model, not a curated record
UUCGAUUCUAGUCAGAUUUGUGCCGGGUUCGAAUUGCAAAAAAAGAAAGAAAAACUGAAAAGAAAGAGAGAGAGAGAAAAGGGGAAAAGAAACGUGAGGAGGUGGAGGAGACUACGCGCCCACCCUCGCCGCUUCGAAUUCCUCGUCGCCUCUGCCCUCCCCUCCCCUCCUCGAGGUCGCAACCCGCGAGGCGCGUCCACACCGUGAGCCCUAGCCCUAGCCCUAGCCGCCCAGUGAGAGCCGAUGCAGACGGAGGCGCGCGUGGGCGUCGUCGUCGACGGCGGCCGCGCCGCCGUGGGCCGGCGCCAGGAGCAGCGCCACAUCGGCACGGCGGCGCACCUCGCCGCCGGCGGGCUCGCGGGCGCCGUCAGCAAGACAUGUACCGCCCCCCUCGCGCGGCUCACCAUCCUCUUCCAGGUGGCGGGUAUGCAUUUAGAUGUUGCAACUCUAAGAAAGUAUAGCAUAUGGCAUGAGGCUUCACGAAUUGUUCGAGAAGAAGGGUUUGGAGCAUUUUGGAAAGGCAAUCUGGUGACAAUUGUACAUCGCUUGCCUUAUUCUGCCAUCAGUUUCUAUUCUUAUGAGCGCUACAAAAAUCUUCUCCAAAUGGUUCCUGGCUUGGAUGGAGACUCAAAUUAUGUUGGUGUUGUACGUUUGCUUGGUGGUGGUUUAGCGGGAAUAACAGCUGCAUCUGUAACUUACCCAUUGGAUGUUGUCCGUACUCGUUUGGCAACACAGAAAACCACUAGGUAUUACAAGGGCGUCUUUCAUGCGAUAUCUACAAUUUGUAGAGAUGAGGGUGUCAAAGGAUUAUACAAAGGCCUUGGGGCCACAUUAUUGGGAGUUGGACCUAGUAUAGCAAUCAGCUUUUCUGUAUAUGAAUCACUGAGGUCUCAUUGGCAAAUGGAAAGGCCCCAUGAUUCCACUGCGGUUGUUAGCUUGUUUUCUGGGAGUUUAUCUGGUAUUGCAUCAUCGACAGCCACAUUUCCUCUUGAUCUUGUAAAGCGGCGGAUGCAACUACAAGGGGCAGCUGGGACAGCAUCUGUCUACAAAUCAAGCAUAACCGGAACUGUCCACCAAAUCUUUCAGAAGGAAGGCCUUCGUGGCUUCUACAGAGGCAUUGCUCCUGAGUAUCUCAAGGUUGUUCCUAGUGUCGGAAUUGCCUUCAUGACCUACGAGACAUUGAAGAGCUUGCUCUCCACCAUUGACACGGAUGAUGAGAGCUGAGGUUUUCCAUUUUACAACGAAGUUACAGCGAGAUUUUGGCCAUAGGUUACUGUCAGAAACUAAGUGCAUCAAAAUGAUUACAUGACCGGCAGUAUGGCAGUUUUGUAGUUGGUAGGAUAUAGCUUACCUGAGAUGUGUACACAUAAACCGUCAGCGUUAUGUUGUACCGUAUAUUAAGAGGAAACGAGCACUCCAUCCUUGUGUUCCUCUGAGCAUUAUGCUCCAGUUUUGUGUUCUGAAAUGUAGCGCCCUUUGAAAGAGGAAGUGUGAAGAUCAAUGAUUCUACAGAUUCCAAUUUUCUUUUGCAGCAAAAUUGGCUACAGUUGUUCCAAAGUGAUGUAUGUCUUUGUACCGGGAGAUUUUGGUUUCUUAAGAACUUAUAAACAAGAUUUCCUUUUGUGAGGUGAAA